Molecule: messenger RNA, 1088 nt
Organism: Brassica oleracea var. oleracea
Lineage: Eukaryota; Viridiplantae; Streptophyta; Magnoliopsida; Brassicales; Brassicaceae
Product: ran-binding protein 1 homolog a
Exons: 4
Coding region: 95-769 (224 amino acids)
Biological process (GO): nucleocytoplasmic transport
Cellular component (GO): nuclear pore; cytoplasm
Molecular function (GO): GTPase activator activity
Source: RefSeq, a predicted model, not a curated record
UGUUGUAAAACCUCUCAAAUUCUCUAUCGUUCUCACACGCCGCAACGCAGCGAACCAAUCGAAUCCACGAAGAAAACUCGAUCAUUAGAUUACUAUGGCGACCAACGAACCCGAGCACGAGCACAGAGACGUUGAAGAAGCUGGAGCUAACGAGGACGAGGACACCGGAGCUCAGGUCGCUCCGAUCGUUAGGCUAGAGGAGGUUGCCGUCACUACCGGCGAGGAAGACGAAGACGCCGUCCUCGAUCUGAAAUCGAAGCUGUAUCGGUUCGAUAAGGAGGCGAAUCAGUGGAAGGAGAGAGGUGCUGGUACUGUGAAGCUCUUGAAGCAUAAGAGCACUGGCAAGAUUCGUCUCGUCAUGAGGCAAUCGAAAACUCUCAAGAUCUGUGCUAAUCACUUCGUUACACAGGGCAUGAGUGUUCAAGAACACGUUGGAAAUGAAAAGUCUUGUGUAUGGCACGCUCGUGACUUUGCUGAUGGUGAACUCAAGGAUGAGCUUUUCUGCAUCCGAUUUGCUUCUAUUGAGAACUGCAAAGCAUUUAUGCAGAAGUUCAACGAAGUUGCUGAAUCUGAAGUAGAGAAAGAAGAGAGCAGAGAUGCCUCUGACACCGCUGGUCUUCUCGAGAAGCUAACCGUCGAAGAGACAAAAACAGAGGAGAAACCUGUGGAGAAGGAGAAGACUGAAGUGGAAGCAGAUGAAAAGAAAAAAGACGAGCCAGAGAAAGCGGGUGAAGAAAAGAAAACCGAGGAGGCUAGUCCCUCAACUUAAGUUGCAUCAAAGUUUACGCUCCCCAGAUCUUGGCGAGACAUUAUAGCCUAUAAGUGUUAGAUGCAUCUCUCUCGAGUCUACCAUUGUCUGGGCACUAUCUAUCUACACAUGUUUUGUCGAGUCAUAUCGCUUGUGGUCGGGUUUUGCAGUGUCGUUUUUGGGUCUUUAGUUUUUGAGUCUGAAAGAGUCGGUCGAAUGAUAUGAGAGAUUCAGGGGAGAGGUUUACUUAUAUAAGUACAUUGGAUUUAAUUGUUUUAUGAUUUUUUUUUGCAUGGUCUUAUUAUAUGGGGGAUAGAGAUGAUAUUCGUUCACAAACCAA